Lentinula edodes (shiitake mushroom) is the source of this 837-nucleotide messenger RNA. RefSeq lists its product as uncharacterized. Gene Ontology annotation, molecular function: protein kinase activity; ATP binding. Gene Ontology annotation, biological process: protein phosphorylation. The transcript has a single exon. NCBI's taxonomy places the organism in Eukaryota, Fungi, Basidiomycota, Agaricomycetes, Agaricales, Omphalotaceae. The record is from RefSeq and is a predicted model, not a curated record. The annotation marks the transcript as partial.
ACGGUGAUCAGUACGGUGUGCGCAAGUCGAAAGUUGAAUGCAGUCGCUUACAUCCACAAACUACUAUUAGACUUCACCACCUCAAAUCUUCUUUUUCGUCUAUCACACCAGGCCGUGGAAUGGUCAGAUGAUGAAGUUUACCUGCAUCUUGGGGAUCCGGUUACUGACACAGUCAGAACGUGGACUGGUGAGCCUGUGGGGCCUCAUGCACCAUCAAGUCUUACAGAAGCUAUCGAUCACUCCUUGUUCACGGAGACCAACUUGCUCCAGGAGAACAUUCUUGUCGAAGACUUUGGGCAAGCGUACACUGCUGCCAUGCCCCUCGAAGACCACGAACCACGAACCAGGCUGAAUUAUAUGUCACCAGAGGCUCUUUUUGAAGGUCGCGCAGGGCCUGAGGCAGAUGUGUGGGCAUUGGGAUGUGCUAUUUUUGAAAUUAGAGCAGCCUGAGACGUUCCCGCUCUUCGACUCCUUCUUUCCCAGUCACACAGAAAUAAUCACCCAGAUGUUUGGUACAUUUGGAAGGUUGUGCCGGACCCCUGGUGGGAUGCUUUCAAAAUCAAUGACAGUUCGGAGAAGAUGGUCGGCCAAAGAAAAACACGAAACUCCUCCUAUCAUCUAUUCGAGAACGAUUAUGCUCUUUGGGAAAGAUCCCGGCUUCUAAUGUAGAUCCGAUGUUCGAAAAUACCAAGAUGAAGGUGGAUGAAAAAGAAGUCAAUCUCCUGGCGGACCUUUUAGAGAAAAUGAUGAGGUACCGCCCAGAGGAUAGGAUAAGAAUACGAGAGGUUGUCAAUCAUUCGUGGUUCGGCUACGAUAUUUAUUAGGAUACUCUACUUA